Molecule: messenger RNA, 6225 nt
Organism: Paramuricea clavata
Lineage: Eukaryota; Metazoa; Cnidaria; Anthozoa; Malacalcyonacea; Plexauridae
Source: the annotation of a GenBank genome assembly
AGGUAAUGAAUGAACUAGUUGAAACGGAAAGAGUUUACGUAAAUGACCUUCAGUGUGUGGUUGAAGGUUAUAUGAAAGAAUACCAAGAUGGCAGCCCUGAUCUACCGCGUGAACUCCGGGGAAAGAAAGGAAUAAUUUUUGGUAACAUUUACGAAGUCUAUGUUUUCCACCGAGAUAUAUUUCUUCGAGACCUCGAACUUUGUAUAGAUCAACCAUUACUUGUUGGCGAAGUGUUUUUGGCGAAAGAGAACGAAUUUCAAAUGUAUGCAUCGUAUUGUAAGAAUAAACCUAGCUCGGAGGCUUUGAGAAAAGAAUGUGCUGAAGCGCCGUUCUUCCAGGAAUGUCAGAAGAAGCUAGGACAUCAGCUACCAUUAGAUUCUUACCUCCUGAAGCCGAUUCAACGAAUCACAAAGUAUCAGCUAAUUUUAAAACAAAUGAUUAAAUAUUCACAAAAGUCUCAGGAAAGUCUUGCCAGUUUGGAGGACGCUCUAGAAGGCAUGAUGAAAGUUUUAAAAAACCUCAAUGAUGUAAUGCAUUCGACAUAUAUCCGUGGAUUUCUCGGUAGCUUGGGAGAUCAAGGCAAGCUCUUGAUGCAAGACAGCUUUGUUGUGUGGCAGUCUAAUAAGAAACAUGUUAUCAAUAUGAAUAUAGCACAUUUCAAAGGCAAGCCAAGGCAGGUAUUUCUCUACGAGAAGAUGGUCGUGUUUACAAAACGUGACGAUGAAGUGGUCAAGGAUACUGUGUAUUAUCAGUGUAAGAUAUCAUUAAAGGUAAGACAAUGUACACUUAAUGUCUGCUCCCGUGGGAAAUAGUUAGUUUUGUUUCCCCCAGAGUCUUGAUCCCGAGACGAUGCCAAGGGAAACGGAGUCUCAAUGGUUCGAUCCCGAGACGAAGCCGAAGGAAACAUUAUUGGGGGCGGGAGAAGAAAACUGACUAUUUCCCUCUGGAGCAGGCAUUAAGUGUUUUGUUAUAUAUAUAUAUAGCGACAAAACUACUGUUAGUCAAAUAUCUGGUAUCCGAUAUGAACUGUGCAAAAAUAUUUUACUCGCAAUUACAUUCAAUGUCAUCUUGUUGCUUCGUUGAUAACAGGCAGCUUUCACAAAAAAUAUUAACCAAUUACACAAGUAAAGUGUAAAAUCUGAAAAUCUGAAAAGAAAUUUUAGAACUAUUCGUGCGCUUUCGUCUUUCCCAUUAUUCCCGCUUUCGUCUUUCCAAUUAUUCCCUUCUUUCAUAUCCCUUCUUAUGCUUACGUUUUCCGAAUUUUUAGCUGAUUGACAUUGGUCUCACUGAAACUGUUAAAGAAGAUCGUCUAAAGUUUGGUCUGUGGCUUCAGAACAAAUCAGAAUUCUAUACAUUGCAGGUACAAAUGCAGUAUAGCCAUCCAAAAUACUCCUGUAAACGAUAUAUUAAGCUUCCCUCCUCAAAUGAGCCUUUCUCUAAUAACACCAGAAACUACAGGUUGAGAGGGAUUCAACUACGUAAAAACUACAAGUAAAACCUCGACGUUUCGAGCGAAGGCUCUACGCUGGGGAGUUAGACUUGCCUUCGCUCGAAAGGUCGAAGUCUAUACGCCUGUAUUCUAAAAGCUCACUGACACUCAAAGAGUGGAGGUUCAAUCUGAGCUUUCCCUAAAAGUGUCAAUGCUGUUUUUUGUAUAGCUGUAUUGAACCUCCACUCUUUGAGUGUGAGCGUGAGUGAGCUUUUAGAAUACAGGCGUUAAUUAUACUGUAUGUUUUUCAGGUAAUGGAAUUUGUGUUAAUGUCACUACCGAGACUGGCACAGACCUCUCACGAGAUUUUUUAUCCAUUUAGCCUCUUCUUCCACCCACCCACUCUCUAUUUACUUCUCAAAAUAAUUGAUAAUAAUUCAUGAGGAAGACACGAACGUUUAAAUCUUUACUGUCAGUGCCUUAUACGACGGGAAUUCAUGUAAUAACGUCCAAAAAAUAGACACAAUUUUCCUGUCUGAUGGAUUUAGUUUAAUUAUAAAUUAAAUUAAAGUGACUUUCAAAUAUUAUUAUUUAUCAAACACUUCGUUGAGAACACAUACAGUGCGAACCACGAUAUUACGCAAACGCAAAUUGCCAUAAAAAUUUAUUGAAUUUACGAAAUAUUAGCUGAAAACUCUACACAGCUGCUCAAUUUAUCAAAUAUAAUACUAUAAAAACUGUGAAUCAAGUUUAAUUAAUUAACGAAAGUAUAUAAAAUAAAGGGUUUUAUAUGUUAUGUGCUUUUUUUACUGAACCACGAUAUUAGUUAUAUUUCAGAAAAACCACGUUGACAGCGUUCAGAACAAAUUAAACAAUAAGUUAUUGUCUCAAAUUUUUAUUGAUAUUUAAUUUUUUCAAAUUUUUAUAAAUUCAAAUACAGAUUUUUGGAAAUAUACACGUUGAUGAAAUUGGCAAACGUAACAAUACAAAUCAUAGAAAAAGUUUAUUUAUUAACAUGGGCCCCGUGACGUUUGAUGUCUUCAAAAAGUCUCAUUCACUGAAUCAGUCAGUUUCUCGAUGGUGGACUUAGGCAUGGUGGCUGCUGAUUCUUUGAUGGCCAUCCACAGAUCAUCUUUUGAUGAGUACUGCUUGCCAUUCGCAUAAACAUGACGAUUUAAUUGACCACAAGUCCUCUAUUGGGUUCAAAUCUGGUGAGUUUGGAGGCCAAACCAUCAGGGUUUCAUUCACAAAUCCAAGUGAGUGAAGAAAUCGCGUUGUUGCCUUUGCUGCAUGGGACGGUGCAUUAUCAUGCAUAAAGAUAAUCUUCUUCAAUGUUGCCAAAGGAAGGUUAUCCAACCAUGGCUAAAGGGAAUUUUUCAGGAACGGGCAAUACGUGGCUGAGGACAACUUUAGACCUUCAGGAACGCGGAAGCGACCAAUGAUAGCAUUUCCAAUGAUUCCGCCCCAAAUCGUAACCGCACCACCACCACCUUGUUGACGCCGCAUCCUGUUAGGACAAUUAUUACCAUUGAAAACACAUCCUUUAGCCCAGCCAUCAGGACCAUCUAGUAACGCUCUCGACUCGUCAGUAAAAAGAACAAACUUCAUGUCUGUCUUCAUAUACUUUCUUGACCAUUCCAUCCGCAAACGCUUGUGCCUAGGUGUCAAGGAAGGCCUUUUAAUCAUAGUCUUGACGGAAGCUAGCUUCCCAAGGAUACGAUUUCGGGUGGUUUUUGGUACAUCUGGCAGACCUGCUUCUUUAAAGAUUCAUUUACUUUUUGCUUCUGGCAUUUUACGUAGGUUUCUUCUCAGGCGAUACAUAUCCCGCUUUGUCACUGAUUUCCUAACGCCGCGAUCAGAAGGAGAUUUCCUCUUUGAAGGAUUUUGUAAAAAUCUUGUCAGUGUGACCACAUGGCGAUUUAUUCUUUCAGCAAUUGAUUUGGUUGUUUUGCCCUUUGCCAUUUCUUUUAUAAUAGUGGCUUUCUCGGCUUCUGUUAAGUCCUUCCUACGCCGCAUAUUGCCGGAUGAUUUAUGAAACUAAUACCGUGGACCACCUCUUUUAUAGAGGAACCCCUGGAUUUUGUAAUCACGUGACUAAUAUGAAAUGUAAACAUUGCAACGAUGUUUCCACUAUAAACAAAAAACAUGUCACGUGUAUUUAUGUUUUGCCCUCCUAAUUCUAAGACAUAAUGCCCAAAUCUCAUACAUAACUAAUAUCGUGGUUCGCACUGUACUUCACGUGAUUUGUCGGCGUUUCUAGCUAUAGCCAAUAUUUACAAUUUUGGUAAAGGCUCAGAUCUUUUGAGUUCGAGUCUGGACGAAGCGCACAUGCAGUGCUCGUGCAAUGCCAGAGACGCAUUCAAAACAGGUUGUGUUCACUGCCUAACCAAUAUGGUAAAUCUUUGAAAUGCAACACUCUUACACUCGUCCAGCUAUUGUGCAUUAUUAUAAAGAGUAUAUAAAAAAAGACUUGUAUAUAUAUAUAUGCAAACACUACGAAAUAUUUUUCUGUGUUGGUGUAAUGUACUCAGGUGAUUAUGAUGAGGUCGUAGGUUCGAUUCCCACCGUGGUCAGGCAUAUUUUUCAAGCUUGCCCGGUGUGGAUAUACACUCAGAGUAACAUCACAAGCAUCAUAAUCACCUGAGUACAUUACACCAACACAGAAAAAUCAUUGCUGAUUAUUAGAUUACAUUGAUAUCGAAGGAACUAGAUUCUGUUCCGAAAUAUCACAUAGUCGAACCGAUCUGACCUAGUAACUCAGUUGGCAGAACAUUGAACUAGUAUUCCAAAGGUCGUAUGUUCGAUUCCCACCGUGGUCAGGCAUAUUUUUCAAGCUUGCCCGGUGUGUAUAUACACUCAGAGUAACAUCACUACGAAAUAUAUCACUUGAUGAUUUCAGGCUCCGUCAGAAGAUAUUAAGAAAUGUUGGGUGCAGGAAAUUAGACGAUUAUUGCAAUCUCAAUUCUCACAAGCUAAAGGUAUUUCUCGUUUGCGCAUGUCGUCACUAUACGUGUUAUUGACCGGCCAUCUUGGUUGAUUUUAAGACCUACUGUAUAGCCGUUAGAGUAAAAUGAGUUAUCCUACUAUUUCCUGAUUUGUUUUAAUUUAAACACAACUUACCGGCGGAAUUAUGGCUUAGUCUUUUAUUUAAGACAGCCUGUGGUAAAGUAGAAAUCAAGUAAUAAUUAUUGCAACAAGAAUACAUUACUUGUAAACAUAUUAUAUUAAUAUGAAUUGAUUCAUACCUAUAGAAUCCAGAUCUCAUUCAGUAAGUGCUACUUCUCCUGGAUUUCAGCGUGGUAUAAAAUUUGCAUCUCCUGCUGGGUAAGACAUUUACUAAUUUAAAAGAUUAAACUUUCCAAUCAGACGAGUUGAAUGAUAUAUUACAUUCCUUCAUCCGAUAAAAUAUUCCCGAAGAUAUCUCAAACAUGGCUUUCAUUUAAACAUGGCUGAGAGAGAAGAGUGCAUGAAUAGGCUUGUUAAGUAAUUGUGACAGUGAUCUGUCAAGUGAUGGUUAAUUAUAUAUAUUUUAGGGUGCGAAAUUUAAAAGUUUAAAACGCAUUUUGAGUUCAUUUAUAUAAUAUCUUCAAAAACAAUAUAAUACCAUCAAAAAUACAUGCCUAAUGCUAUAUGACAUACCUCAUGAACAGUAAACGAAGAUACAAUGGGUAAAACCAAAAGGUCCAAUCCACAAAACAAAUAAAUAAAUUAAAUAAAAAAUAAAUGUGGGUACCGCAGGGAUCUGUACUUGCAUGGACCCAUGGCUAUUUCUCGUAUACAUGCAUUAAUGAUUUUCCAAAAUGUUCCUUAUUUUCUGAGUUUCACUUGUUUGCAAAUAAUGCGGCAAGUAUUUUCUAUGAACAAUCGUCUCUUUCAACUCUUUGACUGGAAAAUCAGUGGCGUAACGGGAGGGUGUCAGGGUGUCCAGUGACGGGGGGCCCCCGACAAAAAUGACCUUAAAAAAUUUGAUAGCACAUUUCUGGGGAAUUGAAUUAAUUGAAUUGAAUUGAAUAAAAAUAACCCAUUCUCUGGAAAAGGCAAAAUCCAUCCAGAAAUUUCCCGAAGCUGCGACGGAUUAAGUACGUCGCGGCUGAGGUAAAGGACGAGAUACUAGAAUGAAUUAAUUGCAAUUUCAUUGGGUAUGUCCGUAAAAAAAUUUGGACCCCUAAAAUGGUACAAUAUCCGAAAAUUUUUGGCGAGUGGGGGUGGUGGUGGGGGGGGGGAGGUCGCCAAAAAUAAAUUGUUCCGAGAAAAAUUUUUGGAGCCUAUUUUUAGUGGAGCAAAGGGGCCCAAAGUGGCCGAUUGACGGAGGGUCCCCAGCGGUUGCGUUACGCCACUGUGGAAAAUACUUAAAUAAAUAAGGAAGUAAAUAGAGUUAACAUUUGGUUAAAUGUGGAAAAAUGGUUUAAAUGUGGAAAAAUAUAAAUAGGUUAUUUUCCACCCACUAUUUUUAUUAAAAUCUUAUAGGAACUAUUAUCUUUUCUAAUUUUGAUGAACAUUCAAGUAAAUUUUUUAAGCAAAUAUAGAGAUUUUAAAGUUCCCAAACCUAUAGCAUAUGGAAAAUGUAUUACGGAACAUAUAUAAGGGCAUGGUUCAUUUAUAUUUUAAUUCUGCUAAACUAUAUAGAUUUGGUGUUACAUUACCAAUUCUUCAUUUAUCAUUCUACCAUAAUAAAACGUUUCGUUUCAUCUGUAGUGCUUCUGAGAGGAGAAAGAGCGCUGAACACCUGAGGUAAUGAUAAUAAGAAUAUCAUGCAUUCCUUUGUGUUGUUAAAGGCCCUGUCACACUAUUGCGUA